Molecule: messenger RNA, 1768 nt
Organism: Melospiza melodia melodia
Lineage: Eukaryota; Metazoa; Chordata; Aves; Passeriformes; Passerellidae
Gene: ARGLU1
Product: arginine and glutamate rich 1
Exons: 4
Coding region: 248-1078 (276 amino acids)
Cellular component (GO): mitochondrion; nucleoplasm
Molecular function (GO): cadherin binding
Source: RefSeq, a predicted model, not a curated record
GGGGCGGGAGAGGAGAGUCACUGCUCAGCCAGGGCCGCCAUCUUGGCUGCGUCCGGACUCGCUCCCGCUCCCGGGGCCUGUUCCUUUUCCUCGCAGCGCAAAGCGGUGGAAAGGGAGAAGACGAAGGGCCCGCCAGGGCGGUGCUGAUGCGCGCAGAGCCUCCUCGCACCUCUCCCAGGCGCCGCUAGGAAAGGGGGCGGGGGUGGUCGAGCGGUGACCGGCGCGGCCUCUUCUCUCCUCUGCCGGGAUGGGUCGGUCCCGCAGCCGGAGCUCGUCCCGCUCCAAGCACACCAAGAGCUCCAAGCACAACAAGAAGAACCGGAGCCGAUCGCGGUCCCGAUCCCGAGAAAAGGAGCGGGCAAGGAAGCGCUCCAAGUCCCGGGAGAGCAAGCGGAACCGGCGCCGGGAGUCCCGCUCCCGCUCGCGCUCCAAUACGGCCCCUUCCUCCCGGCGCGACCGGGACCGGGACCGCGACCGCGCCUCCUCCCCCCCCGACCGUAUCGACAUCUUCGGGCGCACGGUGAGCAAGCGCAGCAGCCUGGAUGAGAAACAGAAGCGGGAGGAGGAGGAGAAAAAAGCAGAGUUCGAGCGGCAGCGGAAAAUUCGUCAACAAGAAAUUGAAGAGAAACUCAUAGAGGAAGAAACUGCUCGAAGGGUGGAAGAACUUGUAGCUAAACGCGUGGAAGAAGAGUUGGAGAAAAGGAAGGAUGAGAUUGAGCGAGAGGUGCUGCGCAGGGUGGAGGAGGCUAAGCGCAUCAUGGAAAAGCAGUUGCUCGAAGAACUCGAGCGACAGCGACAAGCUGAACUUGCAGCACAAAAAGCCAGAGAGGAAGAAGAGCGUGCAAAGCGUGAGGAACUAGAGCGAAUACUAGAAGAGAAUAAUCGAAAAAUUGCAGAAGCACAAGCUAAACUGGCUGAAGAACAAUUGAAAAUUGUUGAAGAACAAAGAAAGAUUCAUGAGGAGAGGAUGAAACUAGAACAAGAGAGACAGCGUCAGCAAAAGGAAGAGCAAAAAAUUAUCCUGGGCAAAGGAAAGUCUAGGCCAAAACUGUCCUUCUCCCUAAAAAGCCAGGAUUAAAUUUCAACUCUGAACUCUUGAAAGAAACAAACAAAAAACAACAAAAAAAGGAAACAAAAACUUUGUAUGGUAGCUUCAUGUUGAAGUGUUUUUUGUUUUUUUUUUUUCUUUCUCUCAAAUUUUUUUUUUGUCUUUUUUGAAAGUUGGAAAGUUAGCUUGUUCUAAUAGGGGCUGUGCUCUGCAAUUCUUAUUUUUUUUAACUUCCAUUAAGUUAAACCCUUAUCAGAUCAUCGUUGCCUUUUAGAGGAUAAUCUGUUUUCAUCAAUUUUGUUUCUGUAUUGGUGGUCUGAAGCAACUCAUGUCACUUUAUGAACUGUGGAUGAUCUGAUAAGGUUUUACUGACCUACUCAUCAGAGUUUGACUCUGAUAAUUGACAGAACUUUUUACUGCGUAUUGCUGACUUUUAAUGUUUUUAUUUUAAAGUCAGUAAAUACAUGAGUAAAUUGCCAUAGUAUUACUGGACCUCUGUGGUUUAUUGUUAAAUCAGUGUCCUAUGAUACUGUCCCAUUGUUGCGCUUGAUGUUCCUGAUACAGGUAAGGAAAUAGUUUGUCAUUUCUGCUAUGAAUACAUAGAGAGAGUUCAGUAUUGUCUCUGUUAGAUUUGUUUUUAUUACAUUGACAGCAUUCAACCAGCGUUCCCCAUUGUGUAAAUAAACCAAUUUGCUGAAUAAAGUGAAAGUCUUAAAUUCA